Messenger RNA from Budorcas taxicolor (takin), 1441 nucleotides. RefSeq names its product interleukin 1 receptor associated kinase 4 (gene IRAK4). NCBI's taxonomy places the organism in Eukaryota, Metazoa, Chordata, Mammalia, Artiodactyla, Bovidae. The record is from RefSeq and is a predicted model, not a curated record. Gene Ontology annotation, biological process: signal transduction; protein phosphorylation. The transcript has 11 exons. Gene Ontology annotation, molecular function: ATP binding; protein serine/threonine kinase activity; magnesium ion binding. The coding region runs from base 1 to 1383 and encodes 460 amino acids.
AUGAACAAACCCAUAACAGCAUCAACAUACGUGCGCUGCCUCAGUCUUGGACUAAUUAGAAAGCUGUCCGAUUUUAUUGAUCCUCAAGAAGGAUGGAAGAAGUUAGCAGUCGCUAUUAAAAAACCAUCUGGUGAUGAUAGAUACAAUCAGUUUCACAUAAGGAGAUUUGAAGCAUUACUGCAAACUGGAAAAAGCCCCACAUGUGAAUUACUGUUUGACUGGGGCACCACAAAUUGCACAGUUGGUGAUCUUGUGGAUAUUUUGGUCCAAAAUGAGUUUUUUGCCCCUGCAAGUCUUUUGCUACCAGAUGCUGUACCCAAAAAUGUUAAUACACUGCCUUCUAAAGUCACUGUAACAGUUCAGCAGAAACCGAAGCCCGUCUGUUGCAAAGAUAGGACAUCUGUGAUAUCUGAUGAGAAUCUUAAACAAAACUAUGUGCUACCUGACUCCUCAAGUCCAGAAAAUACAAGUUUAGAAUUUAGUGAUACACGUUUUCACAGUUUUUCAUUUUUUGAGUUGAAGGAUGUCACAAAUAACUUUGAUGAACGGCCCAUUUCUGUCGGUGGUAACAAAAUGGGAGAAGGAGGGUUUGGAGUUGUGUAUAAAGGCUAUGUGAACAACAGGACAGUAGCAGUGAAGAAGCUUGCAGCAAUGGUUGACAUUAGUACUGAAGAACUGAAACAACAAUUUGAUCAAGAAAUAAAAGUAAUGGCAAAGUGUCAACAUGAAAACUUAGUAGAGCUCCUUGGUUUCUCAAGUGAUGGCGAUGACCUCUGCUUAGUGUAUGUUUACAUGCCCAAUGGUUCAUUGCUGGACAGACUGGCUUGCUUGGAUGGUACUCCCCCACUCUCUUGGUACAUGAGAUGCAAGAUUGCCCAGGGUACAGCUAAUGGCCUCAGUUAUUUACAUGAAAACCAUCAUAUUCAUAGAGAUAUUAAAAGUGCAAAUAUCUUACUAGAUGAAGACUUUACAGCCAAAAUAUCUGACUUUGGGCUUGCACGGGCUUCUGAGAAGUUUGCCCAGACAGUCAUGACUAGCAGAAUUGUGGGAACAACAGCUUAUAUGGCACCUGAAGCUUUGCGAGGAGAAAUUACACCCAAAUCUGACAUCUACAGCUUUGGUGUGGUUUUACUAGAAAUAAUAACCGGACUUCCAGCUGUGGAUGAACACCGUGAACCUCAGUUAUUGCUAGAUAUUAAAGAAGAAAUUGAAGAUGAAGAAAAGACAAUUGAAGAUUAUGUUGAUAAGAAGAUGAAUGACAUUGAUCCCACUUCCAUUGAAACUAUGUACUCUGUUGCCAGUCAGUGUCUGCAUGAAAAGAAAAAUAAGAGACCAGACAUUAAGAAGGUUCAACAGCUGCUGAAAGAAAUGACAGUUUCUUAAAACUUUAUUGGAAUAGACUCUUGGAUUUUUCUAUACAGCUAUCUAAAUCAUUUUUUAA